UAUAUUCUUCCCCAUCCCCACAAUAUCAUCCUAUCGAUACCCUCUCACUUCUAGGGUUUCCUCAACCCUCUUCAUCCUUCACACACUCGAUGGCUGACGACGCACACUACACUGCCGGAGACUUCACCGGUAAACGCAAGUACGACGACUCUACCACACCGCCGCCGUCAUCCGCCCGCCGCCAAACUGGAUUCUCCGCACCAAUCAUCCACUCACAGUCUCCUGAUUCCGCUUCAGCCUACAACACCGUACCUCCUCCGCCUGUAGAUGAGAUCGAGCUCGCGAAACAGAAGGCUCAGGAGAUCGCUGCUCGCCUGUUCAACAACGCCGAAGCUAAACGACCGAAGUUUGACAACGGCGGAGGUGGUGGCGGUUAUGAUAAUAAUGAUAGCAAGGGUUUCAGUUCUGGUCCUGCAGAUUAUGGGCAGAAGCCUUAUAUAUCUGCUCCUUCAGUACCGUCUGCAUAUGGUGGUUAUGGUGGAGGUUCAGGUAAAAAGAUUGAUAUACCAAAUGGAAGGGUAGGUGUGAUCAUUGGUAAAGGUGGAGAAACUAUAAAGUAUCUUCAGUUACAAUCUGGAGCAAAGAUUCAGGUUACCAGAGAUAUGGAUCAUGAUCCUCAAUCACUCACCAGAGCCGUCGAGCUUACAGGUACUUCAGAAGCUAUCGCUAAAGCCGAGCAGCUGAUUAAAGAUGUCCUUGCUGAGGCUGAGUCUGGAGGUUCUGGAAUUGUUUCUAGGAGGUUACCUGGUCAGCAAGGCGGGGCUGAACAAUUUGUGAUGCAAGUGCCAAACAACAAGGUUGGUUUAAUCAUUGGUAAAGGUGGAGAGACCAUAAAAAGUAUGCAAGCUAGUUCUGGAGCUCGUAUUCAGGUGAUACCUCUACACCUGCCCCCUGGUGAUACAUCAACGGAAAGGACUGUACAAAUAGAUGGAUCCAGUGAUCAGAUUGAGGCUGCAAAACAGUUGGUCAAUGAAGUAAUCAGCGGCGAGAAUCGUUUAAGAAAUCCAAUGGGCGUUGGCGGGUAUUCACAACAAGGUUACCAAGCCCGUCCCCAGACAAAUUGGGCCCCACCUGGUCAACAAAUGCAACAACAGGGUUAUGGUUAUAUGCAACCUGGAGGUUACCCCGGUCAACCCACUCAGUACACCCAACCACCAUAUGGUGGAUAUCCAGGUCAGCAAACAGCACAGGGAGGAGGUGGUGGUGGUGGUGGUGGUUAUGACUAUUACAACCAGCAACAAGCUCCACAAACCCAACCACCUGGUGGUCCAGAUGGCUCAAGCUAUGGUUAUAGUCAGCAAGGUCAAACAUAUGGUCAAGAUGGCUAUGGAGGAUAUGGAGCUCCUCAGUCUGGUUAUAGUCAGCAAGGUCAAACAUAUGAUCAACAAGGUUAUGCUAAUCCAACAUCUGGAUAUAAUGUUUCUAGUGAAACUAGUGAAGGGAAAACUAGCUCAUAUGGAGCUCAGGGUGAUUCAGCUAGUCAAGCUCCACCUCCGACUUCUGCACCUCAGUCUGGUUAUGCUCAGCCCGCCUACGGGGCGGUACCACCAACAUCUCAGCCGGGCUACGGGGCGGUACCACCAUCUGGAUAUGGUGGUUAUGGACCUCCUCCAACACAGAAACCACCUGUUACACCGACAUACGGACAGCAGUCUCCACAAGGGGGCUAUGCCCAACCAGCUCCUUAUGGUGGUGGUUAUGGUGCUGGCGGGUAUGCUCAAGCAUCAUACGGACAGCAGCCACCGGCAUAUGGAAGCUCGUAUGGCAGUGGCUAUCCCCAACAGCCACCACCUGCGUAUUCUGCUGAUGGCGCAGCUCCCGCACCUCAAGCUAGUCAGCCUAGCGGUGGUGGUGCGGUUGCAAAAGCUUCACCUCAGAGUUGAUGUUUAUGAAGCAGGUAAGAGUAAGAGUAGAAGACAACUUUUGGUUUGUGCUGUUGCUUAUGUUUGUGGCUAUUUCAAAACCUUGUUAUGAUGGCUACUGUAGCAUCAAUGGACUUGGUACUGAGAUAAUCUUUCUAUUUCUUUUUGUUAAUUGAAUAUUUUUUUGCAUGUUUCUUGUUAAGUACUGUUUACACAUGUUUCAAAUUGCAAUUAAAUUGGUGCAUUUCGUAUUUUU
This is a messenger RNA of Helianthus annuus (common sunflower), 2118 nucleotides long. Its product is annotated as far upstream element-binding protein 1. The transcript is spliced from 6 exons. Gene Ontology annotation, biological process: regulation of gene expression. Gene Ontology annotation, molecular function: mRNA binding. The record is from RefSeq and is a predicted model, not a curated record. Bases 90 to 1883 code for a protein of 597 amino acids. Lineage: Eukaryota; Viridiplantae; Streptophyta; Magnoliopsida; Asterales; Asteraceae. Gene Ontology annotation, cellular component: cytoplasm.